AUGUCUAACAUCGUUUAUACAGCACCUCUUUUGCUGGCCACUGCAAUUCACGAAGUCGGCCAUUCGCUUGGCUUACCUCAUGUGCUAAACGAUGAAAACAGUGUGAUGUAUCCGAUACUCGUUGAAGGUCAAUACUUCACUCCACGCGAUAUUCAGACAAUACAAGCAAUGUAU
Strongylus vulgaris is the source of this 174-nucleotide messenger RNA. The record is from the annotation of a GenBank genome assembly. NCBI's taxonomy places the organism in Eukaryota, Metazoa, Nematoda, Chromadorea, Rhabditida, Strongylidae.